Molecule: messenger RNA, 3626 nt
Organism: Mya arenaria
Lineage: Eukaryota; Metazoa; Mollusca; Bivalvia; Myida; Myidae
Exons: 5
Coding region: 527-1303 (258 amino acids)
Source: RefSeq, a predicted model, not a curated record
AGCCUCAGUCUAGUGCUUGCUUUUAUCGUCUGCUUAUUAAUUUAUUACUCAUGUGAGUUUAAAGUUAAGGCUUUGUAGUUUGGAUAUGUAAUCGAAUGGGGACUUGAAUUUGAAUGUGUUUUGACAAAACAAUAAAGUGCUCUUGGUGGUGUUAAAGCUAAGCCUCUUAGACAACGGUGCAUACCACUAAUGAGUUAGUGAGUCAUGAUCAUGUUUACAUUUUGGAGUUUAUACUACGUACCACUUGAGGGGCUGAAUUACUCUUCAUAUCGCUGUUAACUGUAGUACGACUAGCGUAUAUAAAUACUCAUGAACCGAAAUGCUUAAGUAUAUUUUUUAAAGAUCUUCAUAGAGGCUGUGCAACCGAACUCAUAAAACCAAUAUACGUGAGUGAAUUAACAUUGUAAUACCUGUGUUUAUCUUGUCAAGGGAGGUACCUGGAUUUUGCUGAAGAAGAUAAAUUAUUAAAGAAUUACGAGAUACAAUGAACCAACCUUCGUGAUUACGAUAGAAUCACAUACACAUCAUGAAGAUUUUUGUUCAUCAGACAGAAUCGAUAUUCCUGUCUGUCGUUUUGUUUGUACACGGUCUGGUAGAGGCGACUUGUCCCGACCAACCAACAGAGAGAGUAAGGGAAUGUACAGCGAGCAUAUUACCAGAGCUCUCCCAACCCUCGCUAGCAAAUGGAGCAACCACCUACAACACACAGGUGGAGGCUGCAAAAGACAUGUGCAGGGACUCCCGAAAGCGGGAAGUAUCGGACUGCAUGCAAGACAUUCUUGACCGUUGUCGAGGAAGCACAGACGCUGAGCAGAUCCUCCAUAAACUUAUAGACAAGGAUAAAACCAUGGCAACCGUUGAUUACUUCUGCAGACAUAUACAAUUGUAUGAACGACACCAGGCAUGCAUCUCCAGCCACCAUGAGGAGGUGUCCUUCUGUACGCAAGCGGCUCAAAAGAGCUUCAAGUCCAAGUUAGACGCAGGGGCCAAGAUGGACGUUCUCAUUAUGGGAUCGUGCAGCUUUUUCUUCAUCGCACGUGGUUGCCUUACCAACACAACGGAGCAGUUUUGCGGCGGAGAGCCCGCCAAUUUUGUGCACACCCUUAUGACCGGAUAUAUGCCCCCCUACUGUGAGACCCACCUCCCGGAAGACUCAACCCGCGGUCGUUGGGGUUCGCCAGGUGGCACGUACAACACAGGGGACGGCGAAAAUGGAGCGACUACAAGCCACGUGCGGCCUUUUAGUAUUCUCACAGUGUUCACUAUAAUCUUGACGGUGUCUUUAACCAAUGUUCACAUUUGACCAGUUUUCUGAUUUCACGGUCACUGAGUACUUUUACUUUUUACUUUUGAUGUAUGUGAUAUUACAUUUUGUCUUCUUCAAAUGUGCCAUCUAUAUGCAAUAUAUAUGGUAUAUCAAAAUGUACUGACGAUGCAAGUUAAACUUGACACAUUUUAAGAUUUUUUGUUUUCGUUUAAUAUAGGAAAUAACUCGCGUCUAUUGUGUAUACAUGUAUAAUGCCACCUAUUUGUGGACACAAGUGAAACUUGUGUGUUAUAUUCGCAUUGUUCUAUUUCUUGUGUUUUAGGAAAAGUGACUCAUUUUGUUAUUGUUGUUUUUUUGUAAACACUCUUUGGGAGGAUGAAAGUAGAUUGCCUUUUUCUUAUUUCAAACAUGCUAAGUACUGCAUGUCGUCACCAAAAUACGAACGUUCGCAAUAUGCGCAUGCGCAAAUCUACUCCCGCAAUACUGCACACAAGAUAUUGAACGAAAGUCAAUUGGUUUUUAAUAUAAAAAAGAAGUGUUAAAGUGCGAGAAACACAAGUUUAUAAGUUUAAGAUAAGAACUACGUCAGCCGAUUGAUCUGAGUUGUGGUAUCACUUAUCAGUGCUUAAAAUGUCCGGAAAUUUUAUCACACUUGCCCUGUGGUUUCAUUUGAUAUGCACUUAAAGCUAGCAACUCGAAGUGAUACGACCCAACCGAUCAACUUAAAUAACCAAACAUAUACAUGCACAAGUACAAUCAUUACAAUAUCAUGAGCGUUCUUCACAGAGCUUUAUGAAUACUACGACGUAUUUAUGGACCAAAAUCAGAACUACGAGUGUUUGUCUUACAUGUGUAUUUUGAUACAUUUAUAUACACACAUUUUCAUUAAUAUAUUAAUGAUAAGAUGACAAAACUUAUAAACAUAUAAUAAGUGAUAUAGUAAUAGUUUAACAGUAGAAAUUAGCAGUACAAGAUAGUUGUGUUACGUGUUUGCACAUACACAUAAUAAGCAUUAUAUACAGUUUCAUACAAGGAUUACAUUUUGCGUUAAAAAUGUUUGUUUCUGCAAAUCUAAUCGACCCUUUUAAAAUACCAAACCUAAAAAUAUUUUGUGAUGCUUUUAUCUCUGAAUGUCAGUGUAAACAGCUUGUGUUCGGCAAAAAUACAUAAUAAGAACCAACAAUCAUCAUGCAGUAUCCAGAACAAUAUAUAAAUUCCAAACACAUACGAUCUAAUACAUGUCAUGGCUAUAAAUUGUUAAGAUAUGACAAGUUAUGCGUUCCUAUCCUCCUUAUUUUUGAACUAUUUAGAGGAUAUAAACAAUCCGAUUAAGGCCAUAUAUACCCUAUAUAUGAUAUACACUUCCAUUGUGUAACAUUGUAUUAUCUCUACAGUCGAACUCCGUUCGCUCGAACUCCCAGGGACCGGCGAAAAUACAUUGAGCCUCGGAAAAUUCAAGCCAAGCGGGAAAGCUUAUAUUCAUUAUAAAGAUACUGAUUCUUUACAUCCAGUUCGAGCCAAGCGAGUUCGAGCCAACGGGGUUCGACUGCAUAUAUAACAUAUGAGGCUUUAGAAAGUGUGAUGAAAAUAGAAAUUCCUGGUAAUGUAGUGUACAUUUUAUGUGUUGUAUUUAUGUUCGAUUACUUGUAUAAAAUAUGUACAAAUCAAAGUUGAUUAAGUAUUUACAUUGAUUUAAUUCAUCAUAGAAAUCAAACUUGUAUAUGUCAUGACUUUGUUCUGUUCAAUAUGAACUGAUCAAAAACAUUAAUGCCUAUUGCAACUAUAACCAUUACAAUUUUACUACCCACUAUACAUAUUAGCGGGCCAAUCAUCCCGUAAAAACACUCCCCUGCCAUUAAAUAACACCUCGACAGCAAACCUGUCAUUAGAGCCAAUAUUUCACUAACGUAAAUAAUCUUUAACAGGUUGUACAGAGAUUCUAAACGCUGUAAGUGAACAUUUUGGCGACAUGUUGUGCCUACGUUAUCCACUUCAGAACAGCAAUUAACGGAAGAAAGCCUAGUGAAAUGCACAGUGAUGAAAACUAAAUGAUUUAGUUUGUGUACAGUUUAAAAGAUAGACUUAAUAAAUGGAGUUUAUCAAGUCGCUACGUGACCGCAUAUUUCCCGGUUAAAAGCGCAAAUUUUAGCUAAAAUUAUUUUUCUCUGUACACAAAUUACAUCAUACUCUUCUUUUUUAGGGGGGGGGGGGGGCAUAUCUAUCUCGACUUUGUGCAUUUAACUCAACCGCAAUGUCACAUGUAUAUCUACUUGUAGCUACAUGUUUUGCAAUGUCUCUAUCAACCUGUAACCUGUUUGGAACGUAGCACCAUGUCCUGUAAAAUAAAUCAUGAAACACC